GUCUACACAAACACGGAAGUGCGCCGCGGGGAAGCCUUUAGCCCCGCCCCCGAACCUCCGGGUCAGUGCGGUAGUUCUGUCGGGGGCUCGGCUGCUGCUGCUGCUGUUGGACCCGGCGUCAGUCCUGGAACUCGGCUCUCUUUCGGCGGUGUCGUUGGUCCGGCAGGCGGAUGGAGAGUCACGGGAGAGACGAGGGCAAAGGUCCGGUUCUGCACAUUGUCGUGGUCGGAUUUCACCACAAAAAGGGAUGCCAGGUGGAGUUUUCGUACCCGCCUCUGAUGCCGGAUGAAGGCCACGACAGCAGCCUGCUGCCGGAGGAGUGGAGGUACCUCCCGUUCCUGGCUCUGCCUGACGGGGCGCACAACUACCAGGAGGACACUGUGUUUUUCCAUCUGCCCCCCCUCUCCGGAGACGGGAAGUGCGUGUAUGGAGUUUCCUGUUAUCGCCAGAUAGAAGCUAAGGCCCUUAAGGUCCGCCAGGCAGACGUCACCAGGGAGACGGUUCAGAAGAGCGUUUGCGUUCUCAGCAGAGUGCCUCUUUACGGUCUCCUUCAAGCAAAGCUGCAGCUGAUCACGCACGCCUACUUCGAGGAGAAAGACUUCUCUCAGAUCUCCAUCCUGAAGGAGCUCUACGAUCACAUGAACGGCUCUCUGGGAGGCUCCGCCCUGGACGGCUCUCAGGUUUACCUCGGAUUAUCAGCCAGAGACCUGAUCCUGCACUUCCGACACAAGGUUCUCAUCCUCUUCAAGCUCAUCCUGCUGGAGAAGAAGGUCCUGUUCUACAUUUCUCCGGUCAGCAGGCUGGUGGGAGCUCUCAUGACGGUUCUGUCGCUGUUUCCCGGGAUGAUGGAGCACGGCCUGGUGGACUCCUCCCACUACAAGCCCCGGAGCAGCGUGUCGGAGGAGCUGCCGCUGAAGGAGAGCGUCUCCGGAGGGGAGGAGUUUGUGUCCGUGUCCGUCUCUGAUGUUGCUGAUCCGAACCUGGAGGGAACGGCGCCCCCUGCAGGAGACUCCGGUAACAGCACGGAGGGAAACCACCUCCUCAAACCGCCGGCGUCCUCCUCUCCGGUGUCCGCUUCUCCGGUGUCCUCGGAAAGCGACUGGGAGACUCUGGACCCGGGCGUGUUGGAGGAAGGCGGUCCCAAAGAGUCACCUGAGAAAGAGGAGGAGCUCCUGGACACCUUCGACUCGCAGCCAGGUGUUCCCAUCACCGUACAGCCGCAGGCGGUCACCGGUCAGGGGGGGGUCACCCAGGGGCUGGUGUCCGGCCUGGAGGAGGAUCAGUACGGACUGCCGCUCGCCAUCUUCACUAAGGGUUACCUGUGCCUGCCCUACAUGGCGCUGCAGCAGCAUCACCUCCUGUCAGACGUGGCCGUGCGAGGCUUUGUUGCCGGGGCGACCAACAUCCUGUUUCGUCAGCAGAGGCACCUCAGCGACGCCGUCAUUGAAGUGGAGGAGGCUCAGAUCCAGAUCCAGGAUCCCGAGCUCAGGAAGACGCUGAGCCUGACCACGGCGGACCUGCGUUUCGCCGACUACCUGGUCAAACACGUGACGGACAACCGGGACGACGUGUUCCUGGACGGGACGGGCUGGGAGGGGGGAGAUGAGUGGAUCCGGGCGCAGUUCACCCUGUACCUGCACUCCUUACUGUCGUCCACGCUGCAGCCAGACAGCGACCGGCUGCUGGCCGACUUCGGAGUUCCUUUCAUCACAGCGUGGAAGAUCACGCACAGCUUCAGGGUUUGGUCCAGCAACAAGCACGUCGCCAUGUCCAGCAUCACACCUGGUCAUCCGUUCCACGGUCAAUACAGCGUGGCCGAUGUGAAGCUCCGCCUCUCACACUCUGUCCAGAACAGUGAGAGAGGUAAGAAGUUGGGGAACGCCAUGAUGACCACGAGCCGCAGCAUGGUCCAGACCGGGAAGGCAGUGGGUCAUACGGUGGGCGGAGCUUUGAACAGCGCCAAGUCUGCCAUGUCCUCCUGGUUUUCCACACUGGCCCAUCCGGCGCUGGCGACCGGACCAGAAGUUUCUGAACCCAACACUGAGACGAAACCAUGAGAAACCAUGCCCCCCACCCCCACCCCACCCUUCAAUCUUCGAACUGGACCCAGCUGUAGCAGCCUCCUUAUGCCCCGCCCCAUACAGGAACAGAAGCUCCUGCCUCAAAGCCGAUGAUUCCUCUCAGCCUGUGUUGGACGCCGUGGUGCGUUCAGGAACGUUUGACUCUAAAGGUGGACCUCCCAGUCCACCUGGACCUUUCAGGUGUUCUUAGGAGCUCCGCCCACCAAGCAAAGUGCUCUUUGUCGACUUCUUCCUGCUUUUACUGUUGUCCUCGUCUUUGGUGUUGAAAGAGGUUUUAGUUUUUUUUAUCCUGAGAUCUUUUUAUUUUGUAUUUAAAGUCUGAAUGUACGGAUAUUUUUCCUGACAGAUACUUUUAAUGAAGUGGUAUUUUAUCGUAUAUUAUGGCUCUGGUGUUACGAUGCUGUAUGACGGUUCAUAAAUCAAUAAAUAAAUGCACUUUUAUGAA
Molecule: messenger RNA, 2526 nt
Organism: Oryzias melastigma (Indian medaka)
Lineage: Eukaryota; Metazoa; Chordata; Actinopteri; Beloniformes; Adrianichthyidae
Gene: avl9
Product: AVL9 homolog (S. cerevisiase)
Exons: 16
Coding region: 171-2057 (628 amino acids)
Cellular component (GO): cytoplasm
Source: RefSeq, a predicted model, not a curated record